Molecule: messenger RNA, 906 nt
Organism: Brugia pahangi
Lineage: Eukaryota; Metazoa; Nematoda; Chromadorea; Rhabditida; Onchocercidae
Source: the annotation of a GenBank genome assembly
AUGGAGACUUGCUCGCUCAUCCUCCAUGAAAAACCCGCUGCUUUGGAAUUUAUAGAGAAGAAAUCGCUGAAAUGUAUUGUUGCAACUUAUCAGCUGCAUAACCAUAAUACUCAUUCCGGUAGCAUAUACAGAUUACAUGGAAAUAAGGUGGAUAAAUUAAUCGCUUUACCGGGAGGAGUUUUCCGUUUUGCUAUGCAGCCUGAUGGGUAUAUUAUUUCUGCUUUAACAACCGGAUCAAUUGGUGUGGUCAAUAGUAAUUUGGAUGCUGCACAUAUUUUGCCGGUGACCAAAAAGGAAACUCUACUUUCGAUUGCAAUUUGUGGAAAUUUUGCACUCUGCUCUGAUGUUUGUGGAACAGUGCAUGUUAUUAAUCUAGAAACGGGAAACAUUUCUUUCUCCUUUCUGGGACAUACUUCACCAUAUACUGAUGAACCGUGUGAGGUUUGGACAACGACUUGGCUUGAUACCAAUUGCACCCUAUCGGGCGGUGAAGAUAAUCUACUAAAACUAUGGGAUUUGCGAUUAGGUACAAAACAACCAGUCACUGUUAAUAAGACACAUCAGUGCGGUGUCAUUUCGCUUCAUACAGAAAAUUCAAAAUAUGUUAUCAGUGGUUCAUACGAUGAUCACCUACAUCGCGUCGAUCUCAGGAAUUUCGCUCAAUAUAUUCUUGACAAAAAGAUAAAUGGUAGUGCAUGGAGCAUACGCAUUGCUGAUGAAAAAUCGUAUGUUGUCUCAUGCAUGUACGGUGGUUGGAUAGUAAUCAAAAAGGAUAAUUUUGAUAUUCUUCAGGAAAAUAACAAACUAGGUGAAAAACUGUUAUAUGAUGCAGAUUUCUCACCACAAACUUCCGUUAUUGCUUCCUGUACUUUUAAUAAUUAUAGUGUGAAUUUCGAAACGAUAUAA